AACAAAAUACGACGUGUACAAAAAUUGGUAGACACUGGAACUGCUGUGUAUACUUGAUACCAACCUCUCGUUUUUACCAUCGCACCGCCCGCCACCGGAGUAGAGUUCAUCCAUACUACCUGGAGCCACUGCGGUCAUCCACAGUGCGUUUCCAGAGAUCUUUUUUGCCACGUACCAUCCGGCUAUGGAAUGAGCUCCCCUCCACGGUGUUUCCCGAGCGCUAUGACAUGUCCUUCUUCAAACGAGGCUUGUGGAGAGUAUUAAGCGGUAGGCAGCAGCUUGGCUCUGCCCUUGGCUUUGCUGAAGUCCAUGGGCGACGGUAACCACUCACCAUCAGGUGGGCCGUAUGCUCGUCUGCCUACAAAGGCAAUAAAAAAAAAUAAAAAAAACUUGACGUCAUACCCACUACACUGCGAACACUUUUAAUGGUAUUAAAACUUAAUUGAAUUUAAGUUUAAUUACUAUUUAAAAUAGGCGGAAAAUUGAAUACUAUACAAGUAUGUUACGCAGGAUAAUCAUAUUCGUAUUUGUGGUGACGGUAUCGUGUAGCUACGUCAACAAGUUACAGAAGGAGCCGUAUAAGUUUCAGUUUUAUCCCAAGAAGACAGUCUUCGAGAAGUCUGAUUUGAUCGAUAAGGGCUGCGCGAUUUUUAUAACUCAAUGUCCUAAUAAUUACAAGCAAACCCUCAUAUGCGCCCGCCAUUACGACGGUCAAUAUAAGACCUUCAAUAAUUAUUGCGAGAUGGAGUUCGAGAAUUGCAAUAGCUGGAGAAAAUGGAGUAUGGUCAAGAGGAAUCCGUGCUAAUAUUAAAAAUAUCUUAAAUUAAACCUUAAGUUUUUUUUUAUUAAA
Bombyx mori (domestic silkworm) is the source of this 850-nucleotide messenger RNA. RefSeq lists its product as uncharacterized. The record is from RefSeq and is a predicted model, not a curated record. Lineage: Eukaryota; Metazoa; Arthropoda; Insecta; Lepidoptera; Bombycidae. The coding region runs from base 500 to 805 and encodes 101 amino acids. The transcript has 4 exons.